Messenger RNA from Syzygium oleosum, 3540 nucleotides. RefSeq lists its product as uncharacterized. Gene Ontology annotation, cellular component: cytosol; nuclear envelope. The transcript is spliced from 33 exons. The record is from RefSeq and is a predicted model, not a curated record. Bases 250 to 3327 code for a protein of 1025 amino acids. Gene Ontology annotation, biological process: protein import into nucleus. Gene Ontology annotation, molecular function: small GTPase binding. Lineage: Eukaryota; Viridiplantae; Streptophyta; Magnoliopsida; Myrtales; Myrtaceae.
UGAAUCCGAACCCUAAGUAAAAACAUCGCUCCCACUCCCCUUCGCCAUUUCCAAAACCCCCGCCAAAACGAUCCCCCCGGCAAAACCGCUGCCGCCCUCCUCCGCGGCGAUUCCUUCGCCGGAGAAGCGACAAGACCCCCCCCCCCCCCCCCACCAACCUCGUUCGACGGAAGAGGAGGCGAAAUCGGAAGGAACAGCUGAAGUUCCAUCCGUCUUGUACGAAUUUUCUUCCUCCUGUUCUUCCGGUUGAUGGCGUCAUCGGCGGUCGAUCAGGAUCAGCAGUGGCUGCUGAGCUGCUUGUCCGCAACUCUCGACCCCAACCACGACGUCCGCGCCUUCGCCGAGGCCUCGCUUCAGCAAGCGUCCUUGCAAUCUGGUUUUGGAAGUGCAUUAUCAAAAGUCGCAGCCAACCGGGAGCUCCCGUUUGGAUUGCGCCAGCUAGCUGCUGUCCUGCUGAAGCAGUUCAUCAAGAAACACUGGCAAGAAGGUGAGGAUUCUUUUGAGCAUCCUGCGGUUUCAAGUGACGAAAAGGUAGUUAUACGCAAAUAUCUUCUGAUGACGCUGGAUGACUCUCACAGAAAAAUUUGCACGGCAGUUAGUAUGGCAGUUGCAUCCAUCGCAGUUUAUGAUUGGCCAGAGGAUUGGCCUGAGUUAUUGCCUAACCUUCUGAAGCUGAUUAAUGAUCAAACUAACAUGAAACGAGUGCAAGGGGCUCUCAAAUGCCUGUCGCUUCUGUCUGGAGAUCUUGAUGAUACAAUGGUGCCCACAUUAGUUCCUAUCUUGUUCCCUACUUUGCAUAAGAUUGUAUCUUCAGCUCAGAUUUAUGACAAACAUUUGCGUGCAAAGGCCCUUUCCAUAGUUUAUUCUUGUGUCUCUGUGCUGGGGGCUAUGAGUGGUGUUUAUAAGAGUGAGACCAAUGAGAUGGUAAAUUCUUUUCUCAAACCAUGGAUGGAUGAGUUUAAUAUUAUCUUAAGAGAGCCAGUGCCAUCAGAAGAUCCUGAUGAUUGGAGCAUUAGAAUGGAGGUUCUUAAGUGCUUAAAACAGCUAAUUCAGAAUUUUUCCAGCAUUGGUGUAGGUGAAUUUGUGGUUAUCAUGGGACCGUUGUGGCAAACAUUUGUAUCCACUCUUAUGGUGUAUUCGCAAUCAUCAAUUGAAGGUCAAGAAGAUCCUUAUGAGGGAAGAUAUGACUCGGAUGGUGCAGAAAAGAGCCUUGAUUCCUUUAUCAUUCAGUUGUUUGAAUUUCUAUUGACUAUUGUGGGCAGCAGGAAGUUUGUUAAGGUUAUGAUGAAUAAUAUCAACGAGUUGGUAUAUUACACUCUGGCUUUCCUGCAAAUGACAGAACAACAGGUCCAUACUUGGUCCGAGGAUGCCAAUGAAUUCGUGGCUAAUGAGGACGAUCUUACUUAUAGCUGUCGUGUUUCUGGUGCACUUUUGCUAGAAGAGGUGGUUAGUUCCUGUGGCAGAGAAGGUGUUGAUGCCAUUAUUGAGGCUGCAAAAAGACGAUUUGCUGAGUCUGUACAUGACAAAAGUGCUGGUUCUACUGAUUGGUGGAGAAUGAGGGAGGCCAUUCUUUUUGCCUUGGCGUCACUGUCUGACCAAUUGCUUGAAGCUGAGGUUUCUGGAUUGGCAAGUGGCAACAUAGGAAGCUUGAUUGAGCAGAUGAUCUCUGAGGACAUCGGGGCUGGGGUACAUGAAUAUCCAUUUCUAUAUGCACGUAUUUUUGUGUCAGUUGCUAAGUUCUCCUCUGUGAUCAGUCGUGGAGUUCUUGAUAAUUUUCUGUAUGCAGCUAUUACAACAGUUAGCAUGGAUGUGCCCCCACCUGUCAAAGUAGGUGCGUGCCAUGCCCUUUCUCUACUCCUUACCAAGGCAAAUGAAGGAAAUGUUCUCCCUCACGUAAUAGGAUUGCUUUCAUCACUUACAAAUCUCCUUAGUCAAGCGUCUGAUGAGACAUUGCACUUGGUUCUUGAAACAAUCAGAGCAGCAAUUAUGGCAGGCUGCGAAGCUAUAGCAGCUGUGGAGCCUAAUGUUUCUCCCAUCCUCUUGAACACUUGGGCAUCUCACAUCUCAGAUCCAUUUGUCAGUGGCGAGGCACUUGAGGUUUUGGAGGCAAUAAAAAAUUCUCCCGGUUGCGUCCACCCACUGAUUUCCCGGGUUCUACCUUUUGUAGGUCCAGUCCUAAAUAAGCCCCAACAACAACCUGAUGGUUUAGUUGCUGGAUCCUUGGAUCUGUUGACCAUGCUACUAAAGAAUUCUCCUAUUGAUGCAGUGAAAUUGAUAUACGACGCAUGUUUUGAUGCUGUCAUUCAUAUAACACUUCAAAGUGAAGACCAUGGUGAAAUGCAGAACGCAACGGACUGCCUGGCUGCUUUUGUCUCGGGGGGAAGACAGGAUGUGCUUGCUUGGGGUGGUGAUUCUGGGUUCACAAUGAGAUCUUUGCUAGAUGUAGCUUCGAGGCUUCUGGAUCCUGCGUUGGAAAGCUCUGGGUCUCUUUUUGUUGGGAACUAUAUUCUGCCACUUAUUUUGCACUUGCCACAGCAAAUGGCACCACAUAUCUGGGACAUGGCAGCUGCUCUGGUCAGACGCAUGCAGUCUGCUGAAAUAGCUGGGUUGAGAACUUCCUUGAUACUGAUAUUUGCUAGAUUGGUUCACAUAAGUGUUCCCAAUGUGCAACAAUUUAUUGACAUGCUGACGAGAGUGCCUGCUGAAGGUUAUGAUAAUGCCUUCACAUAUGUGAUGUCUGAAUGGACAAAGCUGCAAGGGGAGAUUCAGGGAUCAUACCAAAUCAAAGUGACGACCACUGCUUUGGCUCUUUUACUUUCCACAAUGCAUGAUGAAUUGGGGAAAAUUAAUGUCCAAGGUCACUUAAUUCAGUCUGCCACAGGGAUAACCACUCGCUCAAAGGCUAAGUCAGCUCCAGACCAGUGGACUUUGAUGCCACUUCCUGCGAAAAUACUGGCUUUGCUUGCUGAUGCUUUGAUUGAAAUUCAAGAACAAGCUCCGGUUGGUGAUGAAGAGGAUGAUUCGGAGUGGGAAGAAGUGGAACCAGUGGAUGGUGACAAAGACAUUUUACGCGCAGCUGCUGCUGUAUCAUCCGACAGACCAGGAUAUGCACAGUUUGAGGCGAUGGCCAGAGUAUUAGACGAGGAAGAUGGUGAUGACGACGACCUUUCAAGUAUUGAUGACCCUAUAAACGAGGUUAAUCUGGCCAACUACCUGGUGGACUUUCUCUUGAAGUUCUGCGCGAGCAACAGAAAUCUGUUCGAUCAUCUCUGCCAGAAUCUAACGCAGUCUCAACGCGCUGCUAUUCAAGCAGUACUUGGUCGCUGAGAAGUUUCUGUUUCAGAGAAUUCUACAUUGUUCCUGUCUUUCCUAGUUAAGCUUUCUAGUGGUUGGUAUUGAGCAUUCUUUGACUAACCUGAGUGGAAAUUUUUGACAGUUGAGGUUGUAAAGUCGAAGUUUUUGUCUUUUGUAAAGACGAUGUCCCUUGUUAAGGAAUGAUACCAUCUGCCCAAGAAUGAGGGGGGAAAGUUCAACUUCCAA